Molecule: messenger RNA, 1089 nt
Organism: Ricinus communis (castor bean)
Lineage: Eukaryota; Viridiplantae; Streptophyta; Magnoliopsida; Malpighiales; Euphorbiaceae
Exons: 4
Coding region: 1-1089 (362 amino acids)
Biological process (GO): DNA integration
Molecular function (GO): nucleic acid binding
Source: RefSeq, a predicted model, not a curated record
AUGAAAGUCGAUAGAGCUAAAAUAGAAACAAUAUCUAAGCUACCACUCCCUAGUUCUGUUAAGGCUGUUAGGAGUUUCUUAGGCCAUGCUGGGUUCUAUAGAAGAUUUAUUACAAAUUUCUCUGAAAUUGCUAGGCCUCUUACUCAAUUACUAGUUAAGGAUGCACCUUUCAUUUUUAAUGAUGCAUGUGUGUCUUCUUUUGAGUUAUUAAAGAAACUUUUGGCCACAGCCCCUAUCAUGGCUUCGCUUGAUUGGGGUCUGCUCUUUGAACUAAUGUGCGAUGCUAAUGACUAUACAGUUGGAGCUGAUGCUAGAACCUUUGUUCAGGUUUGCGACGCUUGUCAGCGCUCAGGUAAUAUCUCUGCCCGUGAUGAAAUGCCCCAAAACAGUAUGCAAACAGUCGAGAUAUUUGAUAUUUUGGGUAUUGACUUCAUAGGAUCCUUCCCUUCCUCAAAUGGUAAUAAGUAUAUCCUUGUGGCUGUUGAGUAUUUCUCCAAAUGGCCGGAGGCACAGGUCUUACCUAUUGACGAUGCUAGAGUUAUUUGCAGGUUCCUUAAAAGGUUAUUUACUAGGUUCGGCACACCUAGAGAGCUAAUUAGUGACAGGGGAACACAUUUUUGCAACGCUCAAUUGGAGAAGGCACUUAGGCGCUAUGAUGUAACGCAGCGGUUCUCCACUCCCUAUCACCCACAAACCAGUGGGCAAGCUGAGGUUACUAAUAGGGGUUUAAAAUGUACCUUAGAGAGAAUUGUGGGUGUAAGUCGGAAGGAUUGGGCCUUGAAACUAGAUGAUGCAUUAUGGGCAUUUAGAACUGCAUAUAUGACCUCCAUAGGUUCUACGCCCUAUAGGCUGGUAAGGAAAGACAGUGACAACUGGGUGAAUUGGAGGAAUGGCGUCAACAAGCGGAAGCUCAGGAGUCGAUGGUCGGGGCCCUUCAUGGUUAAACAAGUUUUCCCAUAUGGCACAAUCGAGCUUCAUCAUCCCAAGAAGGGUGAUUUCAAGGUCAAUGGACAUAGGCUCAAGGUGUAUCACAGAAAUUCAUUAGAGACUGAGCAGCGGGUUAACAUGAUUUUAUACCUGCAACAAUGA